Messenger RNA from Trichoderma gamsii, 1554 nucleotides. RefSeq lists its product as hypothetical. NCBI's taxonomy places the organism in Eukaryota, Fungi, Ascomycota, Sordariomycetes, Hypocreales, Hypocreaceae. The record is from RefSeq and is a predicted model, not a curated record. The transcript has 2 exons. Bases 1 to 1554 code for a protein of 517 amino acids.
AUGGCCGUCCCUACAAGGAGACAGGCUCGCGCAGCGUCAAGGGCCAGCAGGACCACAGCCUCCAGCAUGGCCCGCAGCAGGAACUCAACAGCAGCCUCAAGUCGUUACUAUACGUCAAGUCGCCAGUACGACCAGACUUCCAGCUAUGUAUCGGGGUCCUACUAUGACUCCCAUCACUUGUCAAGGGAUACAUGGGAGCGCGAUACUUGGGAGGAGCUGCCUCCAUCCAUGGUAGACACUGGCUCCAACUCUUCUUCGUCAGUCAAUACAUACGACUCUGCCUACUCAGACGGCAAGUCAUCAGAGUCUCACAACGACUCCGACAAUGACCACAAGGACGAAGAAGAUUCUGCUGCCUCGCCAGGCAUUCCUCCUUCCACCCUGCCGCCAUACACCUGCAUGCCCAAUCCUGAGAUCUCGGUCCGGUCAUCAGACCCAGAAACCUUUGCGCGUCUCUUCCCGUCAAUGGACCGCCUGUCCAUUCGACAUGACGACCGAACUGCCGAUGGUAACAUGAACCUCCGUGUCGACGCUAUUGUACCGGAUCUGUCAUCGCGCCGUCGCCGUGCCGUCGCCAUCCAGCUCUUCCACUUGCGCAUGCACGAUCUUGCCAAGCGAGAGUUUUCGCUGAGACGGUACUGCCGCGACUCUGGCCGCGAGGUAUGCAACUCCAAGGGCGCCAACCCCCGCCUUGAGCGCCCGACAGCAUCGUCCUCUUCCCUCUCGAAAUCCGUCACCAGUGCUUUGCGCUCGGUCAAGACCUCUUUCCGACGAUCUAGCGGCGCCUCCGCCGAAAAGGCCGCAGCCUUGGCUGCGUCUACUACUCCGGACCCUCGUCGCCCUUCCUUUGGCAGCAACAACACCUCUUGGGGCUGCGGUGGCUCCAUCUACUCCGAUGAAGCAGCAAGCUCUGAUUCAGACGAGCCCAAGCUCCCCUCGGCUCGGCCCAUCCCGCUCAACACCCUCAAGCUUGAGUUUAGCAACUACGCUCGCGUCGACAUCGUGCGUCGCCUAGGCAAGCAAUACGACUUCCAAUGGUGGGGACACACCUACGCCUGGCGCCGAGUGAUGGACAAGGCGCUUGGCAAGACUGCUUUCCACCUGAUUCGCGACAAGGAAAUCGAGCCGGUGGCCAUUAUUCUGCCUGAAGGCCGCAGCCCGACCCAGGUUGAGGCUGACCAGGUUGCAGGCAACUGGAUUCCCCAGUGCUACAUGUGGAUCAACGACAAGUCCAUCAUCGAGGCCUUGACUGACGUAGCUGAUGUCAUCAUCGCUACUGGUCUCAUGGCCCUUGUCGAUGACUCCAUCCUUAGCCGCUGGCCACCAGCGAAAAAGGCCGGCACUUACAGCCGCCCAGUCACACCAGCCCGGCCCCACACCGCACCAAGCGCUGCUACGACAGCCACUGCCGCUGUUGGUAACGCCACUACCGUUAACACUCACACCGUUUCAGUGUCUCAGCCACGGACGAAGACGCUUGUACACGGGUUGCUGAAUAAGGCCCAGACAUUCAGUCCCCUGCGACUCAGAGGACAUACUGUGCUCGCUUAUUAA